Messenger RNA from Gorilla gorilla gorilla (western lowland gorilla), 8583 nucleotides. It is a transcript of the gene CEP164, whose product is annotated as centrosomal protein 164. The transcript has 34 exons. Gene Ontology annotation, cellular component: centrosome; ciliary transition fiber; centriole. The coding region runs from base 2609 to 7483 and encodes 1624 amino acids. Gene Ontology annotation, biological process: cilium assembly. The record is from RefSeq and is a predicted model, not a curated record. Gene Ontology annotation, molecular function: protein binding. Lineage: Eukaryota; Metazoa; Chordata; Mammalia; Primates; Hominidae.
UGCAGUGAGCCGAGAUUGCACCACUGCACUCCAGCCUGGGUGACAGAGCAAGACUGUCUCAAAAAAAAAAAAAAAAAAAAAUUAGCUGGGUUGAUGGCACAUGCCUGUAAUCCCAGCUACUUGGGAGGUUGAGGCAGGAGAAUCGCUUGAACCUGGGAGAUAGAGGUUGCAGUGAGCCGAGAUUGCACCACUGCCCUCCAGUCUGGGUGACAGUGAGAAUCGGUCUCAAAAAAAAAAAAAUUAAAUAGGGAACAAGACAUUUGUUCAAUGAAAUCCUAAGUAACCAUUAAAAACAAUGGGAUAGCUUCUUAUGAACUGGCCUUCCAGCCUAGAGUGCAGUGGUACAGUCUCGGCUCACUAAAACCGUCACCUCCCAGGUUCAAGCAAUUCUCUGCCUCAGCCUCCUGAUAGCUGGGAUUACAGGCAUGUGCCACCAUGUCUGGCUAAUUUUUGUGUUUUUAGUAGAGAUGGGGUUUCACUAUGUUGGCCAGACUGGUCUCGAACUCCUGACCUCGUGAUCCACCUGCCUCGGCCUCCCAAAGUGCUGGGAUUACAGGUGUGAGCCACCACGCCCGGCCUGUUUAUGACAAGUUAAAGAAAGAGCAUGUCAGGGGCCUGACAUGGUGGCUCACGCCUGGAAUCCCAGCACUUUGGGAGGCCGAGGCACGUGAAUCAGGAGUUCAGGGCCAGCCUGGCCAAGAUGGUGAAACCCUGUCUCUACUAAAAAUACAAAAAUUAGCUGGGCAUGGUGGCGGAUGCCUGGAAUCCCAGUUACUCGGGAGGCUGAGGCAGAUAAUUGUUUGAACCCGGGAGGCAGAGGUUGCAGUGAGCCAAGAUCAUGCCAAUGCACUCACUCUAGCCUGGGUGACAGAGUGAGACUACGUAUCAAAAAAAAAAAAAAAAAAAAAGCACAUGUUAGAACAAUAACAUUAUGAUCUCGUUUCUGUAAAAAUUAAAAAGAAUGGGCUGUGCAUAUAUAUGUAGGUAUAUACAUUUACAUCUGCAUAAGCAUAAAAAUAUCUGGAAGAUAGCACCCACAGUGUCAACAGUGGUUUCCUUUGAAGUGUAGGGUUUAAUUUCUUCCUUAGUUUGCUCAUUCAUUCAUUCAGUAAAUGUACACUGAGUGUCUACUACACGCUAAGCACUAUUUUAGGCACUGAGGGUACAAUGAUAUGUAAAAUCCCUGUCCUCAUGGAGCUUACACUCUAAUGCAGGAAGACAGACAGUAAAGAAACACAAUUAUAGUAUCUUGGAUGGUGAUAUGUGCUAUAGAGAAAAAUAAAGUAGAGAAAGGAGAUGGGAGGGCGGUUUGCAGUUUCAAAUAAAGUGGAUUGAAAGUGUAGAGGGAACAUUUUAUAUGUUUGUAUCCUUAAAUAAUUGGUAGGAUUAUCAAGUGUUUUCCUUUCUUAUCAUGUGAGUAGUUUUCUGUAUAGCCCAAAUAAACAGUAUAAAAAAGAGAAUAAAAAGUCAUUUUUUUCCCAGAAUUAAAAUGCUUGUUUACUUAUUUGUAUUUAGAGAUGGGGUCUUGCUCUGUCACUCAGGCUGCAGUGCAGUGGCAUGAUCAUGGCUCACUACAGCCUUGACCUCCUGUGCUCAAGUGACCCUUCCACAUCAGCCUCUGUAGAUGAGACUACAGGUACACACCAUCAAGCCUGGUUAAAUUUUUGGGUUUUUUUUUUUUUUUUUAAGAGGUUGGGUCUCACUAUAUUGCCCAUGCUGGUCUUGAACUCCAGGCCUCAAAGGAUCUUCCUGCCACGGCCUCUCAAAGUGUUGGGAUUACAGAUGUGAGCCAUUGCUCUCGGCUGUUACUGUUUUUUGAUUAACAUUUAAUUGUACAUGUUUAUGGAGUACGAUUUGAUAUUUUGAUACAUAUAUAUGUUGCAUAAUGAUCACAUCAGGAUAUUUAGCAUGACCAUCAUUUUAUUUAUUUAUUUAUUUAUUUUUGAGGUGGAGUCUCACUCUGUUGCCCAGGUUGGAGUACAGUGGUGUGAUCUUGGCUCACUGCAACCUCCACCUCCCAGGUUCAAGGGAUUCUCCGGCCUCAGCCUCCUGAGUAGCUGGGACUACAGGUGUGUACCACCACGCCCGGCUAAUUUUUUGUAUUUUUAGUAGAGACGGGGUUUCACCAUGUUAGCCAGGAUGGUCUCGAUCUCCUGACCUCAUGAUCCGCCCGCCUCGACCUCCCAAAUGCUGGAUUUAUAGGCGUGAGCCGCCGCGCCCGGCCCACUUUAUGCAUUUAUAAUUUCUUUGUGGUAAGGACAUUCAAAAGUCUCUCUUCUAGCUAUUUUGAAAUAUACCGUAUCAGUGUUACUAUUAACCAUUGUCACCCUACUGUGCAAUAGGAUACCGGAAUUUAUUCCUCCUUUUCCUUUUUCUUUUUUUUUGAGACAGAGUUUUACUCUUGUUGCCCAAGCUGGAGUGCAUGGCACGAUCUUGGCUCACUGCAACCUCUGCCUCCCGGGUUCAAGUGAUUCUCCUGCUUCAGCCUCCCAAGUAGCUGAGAUUAUAGGAGAAAUAACUUUAUUUGGACUGAGAGCUGGAGAAUGAGAAUAGGACCUGAGACAGCAUACUGGGCUAAGGAGGAGAGGUGUUUGAGCCCAGAUGAGUCAUGGCUGGACGACCCCUCCGCAUAGGAGAUCAGCUGGUUCUGGAAGAAGAUUAUGAUGAGACCUACAUUCCUAGUGAGCAAGAAAUUCUUGAAUUUGCCCGGGAGAUUGGUAUUGAUCCCAUCAAGGAACCAGAACUGAUGUGGCUGGCGCGGGAGGGCAUCGUGGCCCCACUGCCUGGAGAGUGGAAACCAUGCCAGGACAUCACAGGUGACAUUUACUAUUUCAACUUCGCCAACGGGCAGUCUAUGUGGGACCAUCCAUGUGACGAACACUAUCGGAACUUGGUGAUCCAAGAGCGGGCAAAGCUGUCAACUUCUGGGGCCAUUAAGAAGAAGAAAAAAAAAAAGGAAAAGAAAGACAAGAAGGACAGAGACCCCCCCAAAAGUUCUCUGAGCCCUGACGAGGAGCAGUCAGAAAGUGAAGACUACUCUGAGGACCAGAGGUUCUACCAGCACAUCCUGCAAAUGGUCAAGAUCUCCAGGUGGCCGGAGGGCCUGGGGCUGCCUGAGAGCAUGCAGGACAUGCCGUGCAGACACAGCGCCAGCACAGUCUGUUGCAUGGCAGCUGAGUCUUCUAGGAUGUCUAGUGAGGGUGAGCACGAGGCCAUCAGAGUCAUGGAGAGGGACUCGAGGUUUCUGUCAUGGGAGCCAGAGCUGCUGGAACAUCCUCAGGAGGUGGCCCUCGCCCCUGCUUGGCAAGAGGCCUCUCAGCAAGCCCAUUUCCAGCCAAGCAACAGCACCCUCAGGCAGGGGCUAGUCCAGCAGAGCUCCAGCGGAGGGCUUACUACAGAGCCAGGCAAGAUGCAGCAUCUCAACCAGGCCCUGGGUUCCUCAUUAGCCCCAGUUCAUGUUCCUCUUGGGGGCCUGGCUCCUUUACGAGGUCUUGUGGAUACCCCACCCUCUGCUCUUCGUGGAUCUCAAAGCGUGAGCCUGGGGAGCUCAGUGGAGUCUGGACGUCAGCUUGGAGAACUCAUGCUGCCUUCACAGGGUCUCAAGACCUCUGCUUAUACAAAGGGUCUCUUGGGCUCCAUACAUGAGGACAAGACUGCUCUCAGCCUCUUGGGUUUAGGAGAAGAAACCAAUGAGGAGGAUGAGGAGGAAAGUGACAACCAGAGUGUCCACAGCUCAAGUGAGCCUCUUAGGAACCUACACCUGGACAUUGGGGCACUGGGGGGUGACUUUGAGUAUGAGGAGUCUCUGAGAACAAGCCAGCCAGAGGAGAAGAAGGAUGUUUCUCUGGAUUCAGAUGCUGCCGGUCCCCCUACUCCCUGCAAGCCCUCCAGCCCAGGUGCAGACAGCAGUCUGAGCAGUGCUGUUGGCAAAGGGCGACAGGGAAGUGGGGCAAGACCUGGGCUUCCAGAAAAGGAGGAAAAUGAGAAGAGUGAACCUAAGAUUUUCAGGAAUCUGGUGACCCCCAAGGCAGACCCUACAGGCAGUGAGCCUGCCAAAGCCUCUGAAAAGGAAGCACCAGAGGACACAGUAGAUGCAGGAGAGGAGGGUUCCAGGAGGGAAGAGGCAGCCAAGGAGCCAAAGAAGAAGGCUUCUGCUCUGGAAGAGGGCGGUUCAGACGCCAGCCAAGAACUGGAAAUUAGUGAACACAUGAAGGAACCACAGCUCUCAGUCUCCAUAGCUUCUGACCCCAAGUCCUUCCAUGGCCUGGACUUCGGUUUUCGCAGCCGGAUCUCGGAGCACCUGCUGGAUGUUGAUGUGCUUUCCCCAGUCCUGGGUGGAGCUUGUCGGCAGGCCCAGGAACCACUGGGAAUAGAAGACAAGGAUGACAGCCAGUCCAGCCAAGAUGAGCUGCAGAGCAAGCAGUCCAAAGGCCUGGAGAGGUACCAUAGUUCUCUUCCUGCUCUCCAAAUGGAGGGGCCUGACUCUGCUGCUCUGCCCGGCCUGACCAGGUUAUCUCCUCCACUUCCACACGAGGAGCGGGCCCAGAGUCCCCCUCGCAGCCUGGCCACUGAAGAAGAGCCCCCCCAGGGCCCCGAGGGGCAGCCUGAGUGGAAGGAGGCAGAGGAGCUUGGGGAGGACUCUGCAGCCAGCCUCAGCCUGCAGCUGUCCCUCCAGAGGGAGCAGGCCCCAAGCCCACCUGCUGCCCGUGAGAAGGGCAAGGAGCAGCAUUCCCAGGCCGAGGAGCUGGGCCCUGGGCAGGAAGAGGCAGAGGAUCUUGAGGAGAAGGUGGCAGUCAGCCCCACCCCGCCAGUCUCUCCAGAGGUGCGAUCCACAGAGCCUGUGGCUCCCCCAGAGCAGCUCUCAGAGGCUGCACUAAAGGCCAUGGAAGAGGCAGUGGCCCAAGUACUCGAGCAAGACCAGAGGCACCUGCUGGAAUCGAAGCAAGAGAAGAUGCAGCAACUGCGGGAGAAGCUGUGCCAAGAGGAGGAAGAGGAGAUCCUCCGGCUUCACCAGCAGAAAGAGCAAUCUCUCAGUUCCUUGAGGGAGCGGCUGCAGAAAGCCAUUGAGGAGGAGGAGGCCCGGAUGAGAGAGGAGGAAAGCCAGAGGCUAUCCUGGCUCCGAGCUCAGGUCCAGUCCAGCACACAAGCAGAUGAGGACCAAAUCAGGGCUGAGCAAGAGGCUUCCCUGCAGAAACUGAGAGAAGAGUUGGAGUCUCAACAGAAGGCUGAGAGGGCCAGCUUGGAACAGAAAAAUAGGCAAAUGCUGGAGCAGCUCAAGGAAGAGAUAGAGGCUUCGGAGAAGAGCGAGCAGGCUGCCCUGAAUGCUGCAAAGGAGAAGGCUCUGCAGCAGCUGAGAGAGCAGCUGGAAGGGGAGAGGAAAGAAGCUGUGGCAACGCUGGAGAAGGAGCACAGUGCUGAGCUGGAGCGGCUCUGCUCCUCAUUGGAGGCCAAGCACCGGGAGGUGGUCUCCAGCCUCCAGAAGAGGAUAGAGGAAGCUCAACAGAAAGAGGAGGCCCAGCUGCAGAAGUGCCUUGGGCAAGUGGAGCACAGAGUUCACCAGAAGGCUUAUCAUGUGGCUGGGUAUGAGCACGAGCUCAGCAGUCUCCUGCGAGAGAAGCGCCAGGAAGUGGAAGGGGAGCAUGAGAGGAGGUUGGACAAGAUGAAGGAGGAGCACCAGCAAGUGAUGGCUAAGGCCAGAGAGCAGUAUGAAGCUGAGGAGAGGAAGCAGCGGGCUGAGCUUCUGGGGCACCUGACCGGAGAGCUGGAGCGCCUGCAGAGGGCCCAUGAACGAGAACUGGAGACUGUGAGGCAGGAGCAACACAAGCGUCUUGAGGACUUGCGGCGCCGGCACAGGGAGCAGGAAAGGAAGCUCCAGGAUUUAGAGUUGGACCUUGAAACCAGAGCUAAAGAUGUCAAGGCCAGAUUGGCUCUGCUGGAGGUCCAGGAGGAGACCGCCCGGAGGGAGAAGCAGCAGCUGCUUGAUGUGCAGAGGCAGGUUGCUCUGAAGAGUGAGGAAGCCACAGCCACCCAUCAGCAGCUGGAGGAGGCACAGAAGGAGCACACCCACCUGUUGCAGUCAAACCAGCAGCUCCGAGAAAUUCUUGAUGAGCUGCAGGCGCGCAAGCUGAAGCUGGAGUCCCAAGUGGAUCUGCUGCAGGCUCAGAGCCAGCAACUGCAGAAACACAUCAGCAGCCUGGAGGCUGAAGCUCAAAAGAAGCAGCACCUGUUGAGAGAAGUGACAGUUGAGGAAAAUAAUGCUUCCCCACAUUUUGAGUCAGAUCUCCACAUUGAGGACCUGAGGAAAUCUCUUGGGACAAACCAGACCAAAGAGGUGUCUUCUUCUCUCUCCCAGAGCAAGGAGGACUUAUACUUGGACAGCCUGUCCUCCCACAAUGUCUGGCACCUCCUCUCUGCUGAGGGGGUAGCCCUCCGUAGUGCCAAGGAGUUCCUUGUGCGGCAGACACGCUCCAUGCGGAGGCGGCAGACAGCUCUGAAAGCUGCCCAGCAGCAUUGGCGCCAUGAGCUGGCCAGUGCGCAGGAGGUGGCCAAAGACCCACCAGGCAUCAAGGCCCUGGAAGAUAUGCGCAAGAACCUGGAGAAGGAGACCAGGCACCUGGAUGAGAUGAAGUCGGCCAUGAGGAAAGGCCACAACCUGCUGAAGAAGAAAGAGGAGAAGCUGAAUCAGCUGGAGUCCUCUCUUUGGGAAGAGGCCUCAGAUGAGGGCACUCUGGGAGGAUCCCCCACCAAGAAGGCAGUAACCUUCGACCUCAGUGACAUGGACAGCCUGAGCAGUGAAAGUUCUGAAUCUUUUUCCCCGCCUCACCGUGAGUGGUGGCGGCAGCAGAGGAUCGACUCAACCCCAAGUCUCACCUCCCGCAAGAUCCACGGGCUUAGCCACUCCCUCCGGCAGAUCAGCAGCCAGCUGAGCAGUGUCCUCAGCAUCCUGGACAGCCUCAACCCUCAGUCGCCGCCGCCGCUUCUCGCCUCCAUGCCAGCCCAGCUCCCUCCCCGGGACCCUAAGAGCACCCCCACCCCCACCUACUAUGGCUCCCUGGCCAGGUUCUCAGCCUUAUCAUCUGCUACACCCACGUCCACCCAAUGGGCCUGGGAUUCAGGGCAGGGGCCCAGGCUCCCCUCCUCUGUGGCUCAAACGGUGGACGACUUCCUGUUGGAGAAGUGGCGCAAGUAUUUUCCAUCUGGCAUCCCGCUGCUCAGCAACAGCCCCGCCCCGCUGGAGAGCAGGCUGGGUUACAUGUCUGCCAGUGAGCAGCUCCGGCUCCUACAGCACUCCCAUUCCCAAGUCCCUGAGGCGGGCAGCACCACCUUUCAGGGCAUAAUUGAGGCCAACCGGAGGUGGCUGGAACGUGUCAAGAAUGACCCCAGGUUACCUCUCUUCUCUUCUACACCCAAGCCAAAAGCUACUUUGAGCCUCCUGCAGCUGGGCCUUGAUGAGCACAACAGAGUGAAGGUGUAUCGCUUCUGAGGCCCUGAGCAGGGGCUUGGGGCAGCCCAGCCUCUCCUCCACCCAGACCAAGUGCCUGAGGAGCUGCCUGCCUUCUUCCAUCUGAGGAAGCACCCUCCUUCCCCCUUUGACUUGCAGGAGCCACCAGGGACCAGGGGGUUGAGUGGAACAGUAAAGCCACACAUUCUGUGACUAUAUAACCUAUCUUGGGCUAAAAUGUGUGGACUUGUACGAGCUCUUGUCAUUGACAUGGCAAGCUGAUGGUGUGCGGUGGCUGUGGGGUAUCAGGGCCGGGAGCCCUUUGGGAGGAAGGGAGGCGUUAGAGGAGCUGCCUUCGGAGGCUCAGGGAGUCCCCUUUGGAGCUGGUUGUUUCCUUGGCCCUGCAGCGCACUGCUCGGGGCUCCCAAGGAGGUUGUGCAUAUGGUUCUUAGUUCAUCAGGACAAAGACCCCCAGCAUGUGUGUACCCUGGGACCCGGUUUCUCUGGGCCCACAUCUAUCUCCAAUACCUCAGCCUCAGAUCGGACCCUUUCUUUUUUGUCUUUCUUCUCUUAAUUUUUAAAUGCCUCUUUUCUUGAGCAUUCCAUCUCUCUUUUUAACUCUCUCAGGAUUGGGCUUAGCUGUCCAGAGCCCUGCCGGAGGGUGCUGGGGGCUGUCCCUCUGCAGGCACUGUGUUUUCCUCGGGGGCUGUCCUCAGAAGCACCCCUCCUGCUCCCUGGGGCUCCUCAGGGAGCCAUUUCAGCUGGAGUCUCAGGUCUCAAACACAGCUUCUCCGGGAGGCCAAAAAAAGACUGGGAUGGCUUCUGGUCCUCAUGACGGCUUUUAUCCUCCUGGGACACUUUGGGUAUAUUCAUGGGCAUUGUUUCCAUCUGUCUUUUCUACCUGUGCCACCCCUGCCCUGAUUCCACGGCUGCCUCAGGCAGGCAGGCAAGGGGCUAGGCCGGUGCCCGGCCCUGGCAGCAAGGGGUCUUUGUGCAGCUGGAGAUGCUGCCGUUGUGGCAGAGCGUCCUGCAGCCCCGCUUCCAUCAGCAGGCUCUGGGGUGGGGGCUUUGCACGGGAUGCUCUCUCAUGUUUGUUCCAUUGUUUAAAUAAAAUGCACUUAUUUUUGUUUUUUUUUUUGCAA